Molecule: messenger RNA, 954 nt
Organism: Parasteatoda tepidariorum (common house spider)
Lineage: Eukaryota; Metazoa; Arthropoda; Arachnida; Araneae; Theridiidae
Product: melatonin receptor pdcr-1-like
Biological process (GO): G protein-coupled receptor signaling pathway
Cellular component (GO): membrane
Molecular function (GO): G protein-coupled receptor activity
Source: RefSeq, a predicted model, not a curated record
AUGAAUUUCUCAAGCAUAUCUAUUGAUGAAGACUACUACACACUUGAAAAAGACAUCGUAGCAAAAGAUCAUAUUGAGUUCAUAUCGAUUAAUAAAAUAUUCGAAACAGCUUUGGCAGUUGCUCUUUGCAUAUCAUCCACAACUAGCAACUUAAUUGUGAUAUGUUCAAUUUUUUGUGUUUCCAGUAGAACUCACGUACUGGAUUUUUAUAUCAUGUCCAUUACAACCACGAACUUACUGAUCACAGUUGUAGUCAUUCCUUUUUCCAUCGCUGCGAAAUCAGAUCUAUUAGGAGUGUACAGCUUUUUGUUUUGCAGUAUCAGUGGAUACCUGCAUGUCAGCUUAUCAGCCGUUUACAUGUACACCUUCAUGUGGAUGUCAGUGGAUCGAUAUCUUGCCAGAAGGAAAUCUUGCCGCUACGACGUUAUCCAAACACGGACCAGAUGCAAGUGCUGGAUUCUCUUUUCGUGGGUCAUGGCCACCUGUCUUUGCUGCCCUCCUCUAAUAGGUGAUUCCAAAGGACAUUUUUACGCCGAGAGUUUUAUAUGCCUUCUAAACAUCCGAAGCAUGCUACCUUAUUGUAUAACAUUAGGAUGCUUGGUCCUAAUACCUAGUAUUUCGACUUUGUGUUUUACGUACUUUCACAUAUUUACCACACCAGAUAUGGGAGUGAAAGAUGAGGUUGCAGGGUUUAACUCUGACCACAUCGCUACAUUUAUGGUAACUGUUGGGUUUAACAUACUUUGGACUCCGUGGGGAGUACUUAGAAUAUUGGAGCUUAUUUCCAGUAAAAUCUUGGCUAAUCCAACAUCAAGAUUUUGGCUUUUAUUUCUUGGCGAAAUGCAUACCUUAUGGACGCCUAUAGCUCUUUUAAGUUGGUAUAGAAGAUGCCAGACAGGAUUAAGAUUGAUAUUUAGAUGCUGUAUAAAAUCUCAAACAACUGUUCCCUUGUAA